Chaetura pelagica (chimney swift) is the source of this 1380-nucleotide messenger RNA. It is a transcript of the gene TEAD3, whose product is annotated as TEA domain family member 3. Lineage: Eukaryota; Metazoa; Chordata; Aves; Apodiformes; Apodidae. Gene Ontology annotation, cellular component: transcription regulator complex. The transcript is spliced from 13 exons. Gene Ontology annotation, biological process: hippo signaling; positive regulation of transcription by RNA polymerase II; embryonic organ development. The record is from RefSeq and is a predicted model, not a curated record. Gene Ontology annotation, molecular function: RNA polymerase II cis-regulatory region sequence-specific DNA binding; DNA-binding transcription factor activity, RNA polymerase II-specific.
UCCAACAGCUGGAACGCCAGCGGCAGCCCCGGGGAGGGGCGGGAAGAUGGCCAGGACGGCAUGGACAAGAGUCUGGACAAUGAUGCCGAGGGCGUGUGGAGUCCGGACAUCGAGCAGAGCUUCCAGGAGGCUCUGGCAAUCUACCCCCCCUGCGGCCGGCGGAAAAUCAUCCUGUCGGAUGAGGGCAAGAUGUACGGAGGAAAUUCUUUGGUGGGGAGGGAGAAAAAACCCUAUCUUCACUCUCUCUGUGUUUUCCUUUCCGAACGGCGUGGCGGGCACCAGGUGUCCAGCCACAUCCAGGUUCUAGCUCGGAAGAAGGUGCGGGAGUACCAGGUUGGCAUCAAGGUCUCUAGCCACUUGCAGGUUCUUGCCCGGCGGAAAUCUCGUGAGAUUCAGUCCAAGCUGAAGGCCAUGAACUUGGACCAGGUCUCAAAGGAUAAGGCUCUGCAGAGCAUGGCAUCCAUGUCCUCCGCGCAGAUCGUGUCAGCCAGCGUCCUGCAGAACAAGCUCAGCCCCCCCCCUCCUCUUCCUCAGGCUUCCCUGUGCUCUUCCCUUUAGUUUUGGAGUGGGCCUUUCCCAGGAGAGCCUGGACCCUCUCAGGACAUUAAACCGUUUGCACAACCAGCUUACCCCAUCCAGCCAUCCAUGCCUCCGUCACUAGCCAGUUACGAGCCCCUGGCCCCGCUCCCGCCGGCCGCCUCGGCCGUGCCGGUCUGGCAGGACCGCACCAUCGCCUCGGCCAAGCUGCGGCUCCUCGAGUAUUCCGCCUUCAUGGGAGUGCCCCGGGACGCCGAGACGGGAAACAAACACCUCUUUGUGCACAUUGGCCAGACGAACCCCUCGUACAGUGACCCCCUGCUGGAGGCCGUGGACAUCCGCCAGAUCUACGACAAGUUCCCCGAGAAGAAAGGUGGCCUGAAGGAGCUCUAUGAGCGUGGGCCCCAGAACUCCUUCUUCCUCGUCAAAUUUUGGGCGGAUCUGAACAGCACGAUCCAGGAUGGUCCGGGCACUUUCUAUGGUGUCAGCAGCCAGUACAGCAGUGCAGAGAACAUGACCAUCACAGUCUCCACCAAAGUGUGCUCCUUUGGGAAGCAGGUCGUGGAGAAAGUGGAGACCGAGUACGCGCGGCUGGAGAACGGCCGGUUCGUCUAUCGCAUCCACCGCUCCCCCAUGUGCGAGUACAUGAUCAACUUCAUCCACAAACUCAAGCACCUCCCGGAGAAGUACAUGAUGAACAGCGUCCUGGAGAAUUUCACCAUCCUGCAGGUUGUUACCAACAGGGAUACCCAGGAAACCUUGCUCUGCAUCGCCUUUGUUUUCGAGGUCUCCACCAGCGAGCACGGCGCCCAGCACCACGUCUACAAGUUGGUCAAGGACUAG